This is a messenger RNA of Calypte anna (Anna's hummingbird), 7311 nucleotides long. It is a transcript of the gene USP28, whose product is annotated as ubiquitin specific peptidase 28. The record is from RefSeq and is a predicted model, not a curated record. The transcript is spliced from 28 exons. Gene Ontology annotation, cellular component: nucleus; cytosol. Gene Ontology annotation, biological process: DNA damage checkpoint signaling; protein deubiquitination; regulation of protein stability. Lineage: Eukaryota; Metazoa; Chordata; Aves; Apodiformes; Trochilidae. The coding region runs from base 2997 to 6383 and encodes 1128 amino acids. Gene Ontology annotation, molecular function: cysteine-type endopeptidase activity; cysteine-type deubiquitinase activity; protein binding.
AGCGGAGCUCCAGCCAUUGCUUUGCUCUGUAGCAUGCCCAGCCCUGGAGCCCGAUUCCCACAUAAUGAAAGGGACUAAUUGGGAUACAUCUGCAGGAUUCAGGGAAAAGCUGACAGGAAGGGAACUUUAAUUUAUCUUUUAAGCUGGAAAAAGAACCCAAAAACCAGCAGCCUCAGCCCCUUGGAGGGGUUGCUGUGGGUUGGGAUGCUCUGGUUGUGUGGAGGGAGCACUGGGCUGACUGGCCUGGAUACUCCCUGCCUUUGCUAUGGAUCCCAGCCCCAGAGCUCUGCCGACAGCUCACCUGGCACAGAUGGACACAGCCUUGGUACAUCUGCACCAACCUUCCUGCCCUCUUACCCCGGCAUCAUUCAGUGGGAGCACCCUUGGUCCCCCUCCUCUGCUGCCAGCUUCACCAUGGUGACUGUGGAGGAGAGUUUGGAGUGAGGAACACUGUCCCAAGGACAGGGGCUGUCUAUCUGACCUGAGUUACAAGCCUGCCAGAAAGGAUUUUUUCCUAUUAUUUCCCAGGAAGGUUAAAUGGGAAGAAUAAUACCCAUUGCUCGGGAAUACCCUAGCAGCUUGGUUUGUGCUGUGCAAAGCUGAGAUUACAAACCAGCAGCACAGCAUUGUUUCUGCAGGCUGCCAUCCCUGAAACCCUGCUCUGCCUUAGGAGGGAGGAAAUGUAUCAGAGAAAUCUGCCUGGUGCGAUGACCAGGCAUCAGCUGCCAGACCAAGAAGUGAAGGUAGGGGAUCACCUGGCUCUUUCUCUUCCCACAGGGCUGGAACCCUGCAUGCCCCUGCAGUGCUGGGGAACCCCUUUCCCAUGGGCCCAUGGCAUGGAGCCGGUUGAACACAGCAUCACACCCUGCAUCCCUGGCAAGGGCACUGACAGGAGAGGUUCCCCAGCCCUAGCUUCUUGCAGAUGCCUGUGAAGCUGCUGGAAGUGCCGGGGAAGCGGUGGGCAGAGCCUGGAGCCCGCGGCGGCACGGAACAAAUUGCAUCAGCUGGCAGCGUGGAGUCACUUAAACGAGAUAAGAAUUAGUGCGCAGCCUGAUGAACUCCCCUCGGCUGCCAGCAGCCGUGUCAGGCAGCGAGCGAGAGCAGAGCCGCCACUAAUUUGAUUUCUUGGCUCCGUUAGCGGCUGGCAAGUCACCUCCCGGGGAGUGCAGGCAGCUCCGAGCUGGUUCACCUUAUUGAAUCUGGGAGAUGGGAAUCACGGGCAGCGCCGCGGCGGCGCUGGGGACCCUGCCCCUCUCCCCCGGACGUGUGCCCAUGAAGGGCAGGGUGCAGCCGAGGGGACAGGGCUGCUCCAGUGGAGCCUCUGCUCCAGCAUCAUUAACUCUGAGUUUUCUCCCUUGGGUUUUACAUCUUCAUCUUAAAGAGAUUUUAAUGUAGUUCCUAUCAGCCCUCCUGUUAUUGGAUAUCUAAUUAGCGUGAUCUAUUAGGGCUUCAUAUUGCGGGUGGGAGGCUCUUGCAGGACGUUCUGCAGGGCUGGUGAUAUCAAUCGGCAGCGCCCGGAUCAGAUUUACUUUCCGAAAUGGCGUAAUGGGAUUUUAUUAGGCCUGUAAUCUGCCACACUGUAAUUGCUUUUCUGGGAAUCGAAGUGCUUGGCAUCUGGGGCUUCCUGCUGCUCAUCCCUGUGCCCCCUGCCCACAGCAUCUCGGUGCUGGAAUGGAAAACCCUCCCUGAGGCUAUGGAGCUGCUGGAGGAGCCACUCAUCCCCUAAAACAUUGUGAUGUUUUGCUGGUAGAGUCUCAGUCCCUGUUUGUGUGUCUUGGAACAAAUUUUUCAGCUUUUCAUCUCGAUUAAGGGCUUUUCCCCCAGGGUAGCCAGGUGCUAUGGAUGGCAAGUAGUGGACAUCAGCUGGUGCUGGUUGGCUGGUGGGGAAAGCACAGGAACAGCACAGAGUGGAUGGGAUGAGGGAUGCUCAACAUCCCUACUUAUGAUGCUCAGCCUUCCCCAUUGCCCUAUCUUGCCCUUAUCAGGACCCUUAUCAAGCCCUGUGCUGGUGUCAUUCCCAUAGCACCAAUAUCCCAGGAGCUCCACUGAGCUCCGUGCAGGACAGGAUGCUGCAGCCAGGUUGGGGACCAGGGAGGAAGGCCUUGGCUGCAGCAGAUGCAGAGCAGGCAGGAGAGAGAGGCAGGAAUCUCCUUUCAGAGCUCAUCCAGGGCGUCAAAAGCAAUAAAGCAUCACGGUGGAGCCCUGGCAGCACAGCUGCUGGCCAGCCCCAGCCCCAUCAGGUACCCGAGGCCGCCCAUUACGGAGCCUUGUGCUGCCUGAAUUGCAUGUCUGCUGUGAUUUAACACUGCGAGACAUGAAAUAAACACCUCAUGCAGGCAGGGCUGCCAGCACGGAUGGGAUGGCCACAGCCCCCACACUGGUGUGGUGCAGGGUCAGUAGGUCCUCAGCCUGGGAUCCCGGGGAUCUCACAUGGGGUAUGCUGCUCGCUUCCCAGCUCUAAGCCCACUCUCAGCAGAGAGCCCAAAGCUUCCAAAUUCCCCAGUGAAGGGGGAAGUGCUUUCCCUCCAGUUCUCCUCCCCAUUAGACACCCUCCAGGUGUUUGCAAUCUUCUGCCACCACUUCGUUGCCCAUUAAAGCCAGGCAGUAACCAGCACAUGGAGGGACUUGAAGCCCCUUUUUGCUAAUGAAGGAGAUCCAGCUCCUCAGAAGUUGGGCAGAAAUGGCCUUGCUGAUAGCCAGCCCCACUUGUUUGUUUUGCUGUGACUGUCUUUUGCUUUUUUUUCUUUCUGUUUUUUUAAAGGAGAUCUAUGGCUGAGCCUCACAGGGCAGGAUAGCAAAGGUGGGCUCCAGCUGCCUGCUGCUUUCUCAGCAGAGCCCCCAAGGGUGGAAUUGCAGCAGAGAUUUUGCACACUCCAGAACCAGGAGCCUGACAAGGAAGCCCCAGUGACAAGGCCACCAGCCAAGAGUGACACCGCCCAGAGCUGGGAUGCAACCAAGGGGCAACGAUAGAUCCCUCGUCCUGCUAGGAUUGCCAGAUGCUUUUAAACCAGCUGAAAGAGAUCACAGGAAUUCAAGACUCAGCUUUCCUCCAUGCUGCUCUAAAGGCUGCUAAUGGGGAUCUUAUGGAAGCUGUCACCUUCCUGACAGAGGAGCACGCUCAGGAGCCGUCUCGGGACACGGCUGCUGUGGAGCCGUCGGUGUGGGAAGGGAGCGCCGUGGGCAAACAGCUCCCACAAAAUGUUACUGCUGCACUUGUCCCAGACAACAGAGAUGACCUCAGUGCAGCUGAUGUCUUCAGACCACUGGAAGCACCAAAAGCUCAGGCUGCAGAGCGAGAUGCUGCUGCAAGACCACAGGAAGCACACUCUGCUGAAAACAAAAACCGCUCCAAAAGGAAACGCUGUGAAGUCUGGGGAGAGACCUCCAAGCAGAACAAUUGGAGGAGAGUGGGUGACUGGCCUGUUGGCAUGAAAAAUAUUGGAAAUACUUGUUGGUUCAGCUCUGUCAUACAGUCUCUGUUCCAGUUGCCUGAAUUUCGGAGGCUGGUUCUUGGGUACUCCCUACCUCCAAAUGUGCUUGAAAGUUGUCGUAGUCACACUGGAAAAAGAAAUGUUGCAUUCAUGCAAGAACUUCAGUGUCUGUUUGCUUUAAUGCUGGGGACACGUCGUAAGUUUGUAGACCCCUCUGCAGCACUGGAACUCUUGAGGGAUGCGUUUAGAUCCGCUGAAGAACAGCAGCAAGAUGUGAGUGAAUUUACACACAAGCUUCUGGACUGGCUGGAGGAUGCAUUCCAGCUUGCUGUGAACAUCAAGAGCCCUGGGGACAAAUCUGAAAACCCAAUGGUACAACUUUUCUAUGGUACUUUCUUGACAGAGGGUGUCCAUGAGGGCAAUACCUUUUCCAAGAUUGAAGCCUUUGGUCAGUACCCCCUUCAGGUAAAUGGUUAUCGGAACUUAAACGAGUGCUUGGAAGGAGCCAUGGUGGAGGGUGAGAUGGACGAGGCGACAGCAUCCCAGUCGGUGAAGUAUGGACAGGAGCGCUGGUUUACAAAACUCCCACCAGUACUGACCUUUGAACUCUCCCGAUUUGAGUUCAAUCAGUCCCUAGGACAGCCGGAGAAAAUUCACACCAAGCUAGAGUUUCCCCAGACUAUUUAUAUGGACAGGUACCUCUACUGCAGUAAAGAGCUUAUUCAGAUGAAGAGAGAAGAAAUGAAGAGGUUGAAGGAGAAAAUGGCGAUUCUACAACAGAAACUGGAAAGGUACAUGAAGUAUGGCUCUGGGCCAGCUCGCUUCCCUCUGCCCGACAUGCUCCAGUACGUUCUUGAGUUUAUCACCACCAAGCCAGCUGGAAUUAGUUCUGCUGCUCAGAGCUCUCAGACAGCAUUCCUGCAGUCCCAGGCUGAGCCUUGUGCCUUCGAUGUGCUUUCACAGUCAAAGGGCAUACUCGAGAGGAAAGACAAUAGGACUGAAGAUACAACUUUAUUUUUGGCAAAUCCCUCGUCACCACAGCAGAAACCAACUUCACCACUCCAGCCUUCUAAUCCUUCAGCAGAAAUGUCAGAAGAUCCAGCCCCUCACAUGGUUUCCCAGGAAGAGCUGAACCUCGUUCAGACUUGCCUGCAACGGUGGAGGAACGAGAUCGAACAGGAUGUGCAGGAUCUGAAAGAGUCUAUUACCAGAACCAACCUGUCCAUUGAACAAAUGUACUGUGACCCCCUCCUCCAACAGGUUCCCUACCAUUUGCAUGCUGUCCUGGUGCAUGAAGGGCAAGCAAAUGCUGGUCACUACUGGGCCUACAUAUAUGACCAGCCUCGAAAAAGCUGGCUGAAAUACAAUGACAUCUCAGUGACAGAAUCAUCGUGGGAAGAGCUGGAGAGAGAUUCAUUUGGUGGCUUGAGGAAUGCCAGUGCCUACUGCCUGAUGUACAUCAGUGAUAAGGUGUCCCGCCUUGUGUCAGACAAGGAUGAUGGCACAGAGCUUGGCCAAUUUCAGAAGGAAGUUGAAGCCUUGCCCCCAGAGCUGAGACACUACAUCCAGGAGGACAACUGGCGACUUGAGCAAGAGGCAGAGGAGUGGGAGGAGGAGCAAUCUUGCAAGAUUCCUCAAAUGGAGCCUUCACCUGCUUCCGAAUCGCAGGAACUCUCUUCUGAAUCAGGACCAGACCAGUCUUCCGCCUGUGAGCAGAGCAUGCACUCCCUCUCCUCCGAGCACGCCAUGAUUGCCAAAGAGCAGACUGCCAAGGCCAUCGCCAACACCGCUGACGCCUACGAGAAGAAUGGUGUGGAGGCAGCUCUCUGUGAGGCCAAGGAAGUAGAGCCAGUGAAGGCCCAGCCGAGAGAAACAGCCCUUACAGUUCAAGCAGAACCAGCCCAGGAUGCUGAGGAAACAGAGCCUGCUGCCCAGAGCAGCUCUCAGGUCUCUGAAGUGGAAAUCCCCAGUGUAGGGAAGAUUCCUGUUAGAUCCGAUGCAGACGGAUAUAACGAGGAGGUGAUGCUGAGUCCAGCCAUGCAAGGUGUCAUCCUGGCUAUUGCAAAAGCCCGCCAGACCUUUGAUCGAGAUGGGUCUGAAGCAGGGCUCGUGAAGGCGUUCCAUGAGGAGUAUUCCCGGCUCUACCUGCUGUCCAAGGAGACCCCUACCCCGCAGAACGACCCCCGGCUGCAGCAUGUCCUAGUUUACUUCUUGCAGAACAACGCUCCCCAGCAGGUGGUGGAACGGACCCUCCUCGAGCAGUUUGCAGACAAAAACCUCAGCUAUGAUGAAAGGUCCAUCAGCAUCAUGAAGGUGGCACAAGCAAAGCUGAGGGAGAUUGGUCCUGACGAUGUGGAUAUGGAGGAGUACAAGAGGUGGCACGAAGACUACAGCCUUUUCCGCAAGGUGUCCGUUUACCUGCUGACAGGCUUGGAGCUGUACCAGAAUGGAAAGUACCAGGAGUCACUCACCUACCUGGUCUACGCCUACCAAACCAACUCCAAGCUGCUGCUGAAAGGAGCCAACCGCGGAGUGAGCGAGUCGCUGAUUGCCUUGUACAGGAGGAAGUGUCUCUUGAAGCUGAACGAGUUGGCAGCGUCUCUCUUCGUCAGCUGUGAAGAAGCUCAUGUAGCAGAGGGCAUUAGCAUCCUGAAUGAGCUGAUCAUCCCCUGCAUGCACCUCAUGAACAACUUUGAUAUCAGCAAAGAGGACCUGGAUGCCAUCGAGGUCAUGAGAAACUGCUGGUGCUCCUAUCUGGGACGAGAGGACAUGGACGCCAAGCUGCAGAUGAAGUUGGGUGAAUUGCUGCCCCGGCUCCUGGACUCCUCCACCGAGGUGAUCGUUCUGAAGGAGCCCCCCAAGAUCCGGCCCAACUCCCCCUACGACCUCUGCAGCCGCUUUGCAGCCGUGAUGGAGUCCAUCCACGGUGCCUCAGCUGUCACUGUGCAGUAGCACCCCCAGACCUCCCUUCACAGCCCGGGCCACACCACUGGCCUCCUUCCAUCAGGCCGACUGGAGGGGAAAGGGAGAGAGGGGUGAUUGGAAGCCGUGUUCUUUGUAAAUACAAAUGAAUAAAAAGCAGUAUUGCACUUUUGAGAUGAAACGUUCAAUGGUGACAUGCAGGACCUGAACCACUGUUGCAGCCUGAGAGGCAGCCAGGUCCUUGGCAGCUCUGUCUGUCUGGCAUCCCCAGCCAUCCCAGCAGGUUUCCUUGGGUUUGCAGCUUUCUAGGAACAGACGUCUGAGCCUGUGAGGGCAGCAGAGCAAGAGGCAGCUCCUCCAGCCAGCUACUGUGGAUCUGUCAGCUGUGUUUACACCUUGCUAAACAAUGAGCUGCUGGAGACAAACCAUUCAGAUCUUGACCAGCUCCUGCAGUGAAGAGAGGGGCAGUGGCUCAUGUUCUGUCAUGUGUCCAGUUCAGUCAGAUCAAGUAUUUCCCUUUUGUAUUCUAACUGGCAAAAGAAAAUAUGUGCAGGAGUCUUCCUCGGAGAGCAAAAGAGUGGCAGUGAUAGGACAGGAUGGUAAGGACAGCAAGAGUUUAUAGAUGAAGGGAGAUUACAGCCCCUGUAGAAUGUUCCCCUUGAAUCAGAAAGCAAACUCAAUCCUGGUGGGUGAGUUUCAGUGCUGGGUUAGUGUAGAUGACCACUGUGAGGGCUGGAAUCAUCUUCUUUGCUGUUGGUGGUGAGCUUUUUGUAGUCGGCUAUGUGUAAAAACUGCCCCAUUUUGAUUCUCUUGUGCAGGCAGCCUGUACUUGGGUUUGAGCUGCAGCAGUUGUUACACACCAAAUGUUCUGAAUCGGUGGAGGGGAGAUCCUGUUUUUUAGGACUAUGCAGAUUUCUCUAAAAAGUGCAAUAAAAGCAUUUGUUCUAUGUUAGAAUUU